Messenger RNA from Python bivittatus (Burmese python), 3489 nucleotides. The record is from RefSeq and is a predicted model, not a curated record. Lineage: Eukaryota; Metazoa; Chordata; Lepidosauria; Squamata; Pythonidae.
GGAGUCGCUUUAGGAGGAAAGAAAGUACUGUACCUAGAAAAGCGGGAGCCUGGUAACAUGAAGGAGAAAAAAGCGAAAAGCAAAAGCACGAAGGGAGGGAAGUAGGUACCCUGGAAAGUGUUCUCCUAACGAACGUGGUGGGCUGCUGGCCGGGGGUAGUCUGCUAAGCCCAAUCCUAAACUCUUCCCUUGCGCCGCGUUGCUCUUCUCAGGGGGACGAAAGCCGGCGGGGGCGUCGGCGGGAGCAAAGUGGACCCGAAGACCUUGAAGGAAGAGUCGGAGGCUGACAGGGCUAAAGCCGCGGCGGCGCUAUGGGAGGCCAGAUUGGAGGUGACGGAGAUCUCCCGCAAGGAGUACCGCGAGGCUGCUCGCCGCCUCGCCCGGAACAAUGAAGAGUUGGAGCGGCAGCGGCGGCGGCUGGAGAAGGAUACGGUCGACGUGAUCUCCAGCCUCAAGAAGCAAGACGCGGAGAAAGAAGACAUGAUUGAGAAGCUGAAACAGCAGGUGACUGAAUUGAAGUGCAGAGCCAAAGAGGAAAAUGAACAAGUGGCAGAACAAUUCACUAAACAGUUAGCAGAAAUGGAGGAAAAAUUCCACCGAAAAGCCAAGGAAAUUGGUCUAAUUCAGAUUGAACUUAAGAUGAUCAAGGAAUUUCGCAAAAAGAAAGCAUUUUUGGAGAAAGAACUUGAAGAUCUGAAAGAUACUUUGGAUAUCACAAAAAAAGAACAUCAGGAAACUAUUUGUAUGUUGGAGAAAAAGUUCCUUGAAGAAAAGCAACGUCUGGAAAGAGAAGCAGAGAAGAAGAUUAUAAUGCUGGCCGAAAGAGCCCAUCAUGAAGCUAUUGUGCAAUUGGAUAAUGCUGGACGAGCAGUUUUUACAGAGAAUGUUCGUCUUCAAGAGGCUCUUGGAUACCACAUGAAGGAGACAGAAGAGUUACAAAAACUCAAGCAAAAAUUGGAGGAGAACAAUGCCUUUCUCUUGCAGGAAAAGGAAACCAAAGACCUUUUAGUUAAGGAGAAGAUUCUACAAAUUACUCAUCAGAAAGCACUAAUCCAGGAGCUUCAAAACAAGGUUAAAAAACUGGAAGCAGUUGUUAAUCACAUGGCCAGAGAAUUUAAAAUAGAAGUAAAAAAAACAGAAGAGAAAGCUUUGGUGCAGAACCAAGCAGGUCGGACAGAAAUUGAAAAGUUGGAGCAGCUGCUGGAAAUGAAAGAGAGAGAGAUGAGCAGAGUGAAGAAAUUAGCCAGGAACAUCUUGAAUGAAAGGACAGAAGUGGAGAAAUUCUUUUUAGAUGCUCUGGAGCAAGUAAAACAAGAGAUUAUAAGCAGCAGGAAAUGUUACAAGCAGGUGGCCCAAGCCGCAUAUCAAAGGAAAAUGAUGGCAGCAUUUGCAGGGAAAGAGGAGUAUCCCAAAAUCAGAACCUUUAAUGACAAUGCACAUAGCACAAAUAGUGUGCAAAUGGACCUUUUGGAAGCAGAGAAAUGGACGAAUAUUCAGAAGGGGAAGGUGGACAUUUCUGAACUGACCUGGGAGCAGAAGGAAAGCGUGUUGAGGUUACUCUUUGCAAAAAUGAAUGGCUUAAGACAUCGGAAAUACAGUCAGGUUUUGGUUCCAUUAACACCAACCAAUGUUAAUUUUGCAGAAACAAAGACAUCCGGAGGUGAUACUGUUCCUGUUUAUGCUUUCAUCACUCAGCAGGCACCACUAUCUGAGUCAUCUCAUAAAUCACCACCCCUUCCAGAUAUUUAGGUUCUGCCAUCCCAAUAACUAAAAUGGACAUUAAUCAUAAAACAACUGAAGUUACAAUUCUUGCUUUCUCAACCUUUAUCCAUCUCAGAUGUGUAAAACUAAAAAUGCUGCAGCAAUGAAAUCACUCUGCUUUUGUGCAUUGCAAUUUGGUAUUACAUCAGGUCAAUUUGAAACAUAACAGAAUUGUUUCUUUAAAGAACUAAUUGAUGGCUUUCUUCAAAAAGUAGAAGCCUACACAUUAACUCAUUAUGUUUUUUAGUUUAAGAAGUUAUUUGAAGGAUUGUGUAUUCUUGAAUAAAAUUGAUUAAAAUAUGUUCACAGCUCACAAGUGUUUUAAAACCAUAUUUUGUGAAAAAAGUAAUGGAAUAAAAAAUAUUACUGUGACAUUAUGCAUAUAUGACAUAUGGGUGAACAAAUGUAGUUUUCUUUCAGGCUUAUGUGCUGAAUCUUUCACAUAUGAAUAUUUGGAGGUAGGGUAGCAGUGGCAGAGGCUACUUUUAUUUUUCUUAAAGGCAGCUUCUAUUUUCAUCUAAGCCUUUCAUAUGUUUUCAAUAGUUCUAACCAGCAUGGCCAAUGAUCAGGACUGAUUAAUUCAAAACAUUUACAAAGCUAGAGAUUCUUGGUCUUGAACUAAGGCAUGAUUUAGUAUUAUCUUCAAAAAAACAGCCAGAGUUCAUACUUUGAUUUAGUAUUAGAAGUAUUACCACUAUUAAAUUAUUAGAAGAAAACCAAAAGACUUCUGAAUUUAGUACCAUUUAUUCAUGAUUAACAUCAAUAUGCAAUUUUCAGGCAUACAGAUGAAUAACCUGUUCAGGUAACAGUGAUCAGUUUAAGCACCUGUUAGGUACAAAAGCUAAUUUGAUAAGACAAUAGAAAGCAGUAGCAUAAUUUCCAAAUUUAAGGAUUAUCUUGUGAUCUUUUUUAAAUCCAUGUGAAGAUCAUGUGUAGCUCCAAAAUACCAUCACUGUAUCCUUUAUUCCUAAAUAUGACAUAAGUGCAUCACUCAUAGCUAAUCAGCACAUACUAUACUGCUGCACGAUCCAGAGAUCUCAAGGUCAAUGAUAUGUAUCCUCAAGUAUGUAAAAUCAGAAAUGUCUCUGUAGCUAGUGCUAGAAUUUACCCAUACAUAACUAAUGAGAAAUAAUAUCAAUCAAUCAAAUUAAAGCAAUAUUGAUAGAAUCUAUUGCCCCUAUAAAAAUAUGUUGCUUUCUUGCACCAUUUGUCCAGCACUACUAAAAACAAAGCACAAACACAUUCUAGAUCCAAAUAAAUUCAGUGCAUAAAUAGUAAUGUAGGCACAUUCAUGUAUAAAAUUAAAAAUUGUUGAUUUUGUAUGGGUAAAGGGAACUAAGAUUCCAGUGAAGGUAAGAUUUCACUGCUUCUCCACAAGGCCAUGCUCUCAGAACAGCUCUAUGAAAUUAUUGCAGGAUACUUCACCAGGAUUUGCCUCUCCCAAAAUUUACUACCCCUUCCUAGUUUGAGAUACGACUAUUCCAGCAUAUGCAGAAUUUCUUGAAAAAAAAAACCUUUUUUUAAGCAAUAGGACAUACCACCCAUAGAGUGAUAGCAACUAUUGCAGUUACUGGUUUUCAAAAAAAAAACCUCAUUCUGUAGGAAGAGCUUGAAUUCUCAACACUAUAUCAUGAAUGGGAACGAAAGAAGCAGAUACUGCUUUGGCCUGAUUAUUCACCAUAGAAUAAUGUUUUCUUAUAACCCCCCCCCCCCAAAAAGCUAUUCCAUA